AGUCGGCGUCGUGACGCAACCAGAGAGGCGUCGUUGCCGUAGUACGGCUAACAUAGGAAGCGACACGAGUUUCCAUUAGAAGCAGGUUGAAAUCCUCAGCUUCAUGACGCUUCUUACAGCGAAGGGGGAGUGUAGCGCAGUAAAAGCGUUCCCCCACGGUUAGAAACGCGUCGCUGCGUCUGUACGCCUUGGUAACUCUGUGGUGUAAUCGUUAUAUCUUUGCUAUCCGUUGUUUUCAGUUGCUUUAACGCGUAGAUUCCACAUAGUUAUAUUGUGUUUGUCAUUUGAAUACUGUUGAAGAAUAAUUGAAUAGACUUAUUAUUGUUGAAGAAUAGUUUUCCCUUAUUUCAACACACAUGUGUGGUGAAGCUGCGGUGGUAUUGUUGUCCCUUCAUAAAAACCAUUAUUUGAAAAUAGUAUAAAUGGGUAAAGGAGUUACAGGUGAUAGUCUGCUUCGUUGAAAGUGAGUUAUUAUGCUUGUGACACUAUCAUUCCACGCAACAUUUUGGAAGAGAUUAUGAGUGAAUUUAAUACGCGAGCGUGCAAUACUAUUUGAAAGAACGUGCAAUAUCUUUUUACCUUCGUCUUGUUAUACAUGGAAAAUGAAUGUCUGUAUUUUUGUAUUAAUACAGCCUUUGGCUUUUUUGAACCAGUGGCAAUUCUAGUUUGUGCUGAACCAGUAUUGUAUUCGAGUUUGUGAUAUGACAAACGACUAUAAUUAUCGUCGUAUAUUCAUAGUUUCAAAUUGAUAGUGUGAUUCAGAACAAACGAUUUGAUUCUAUUGCCAUAUCAUUAUCUUCUAUUAUGGUGAAUGUACUAUGAAGUGGGAAGAUGUGGAAAAAUAGCUAACGGAAUUCCGUAUGCCAACAACCAUAAAUGAAAUCCAGUUGAAUCACUUUUAUUCUUCUAGAAUGUGAAAGCUCGUGAUGGGCACAGUAUGAGGGCAGCUUUGAUCUGCCUAGCUACCAUACUCUCCAGCAUUCCACCAACUGCUAUAGAGAUGUGCGGCUGCCUGGAGCUGCGAGUGCCGAACCAAUACAAGGCGUUGUCGGGCGACCUGGUCGUCAGUCUGCACGGACUGGUCGACGCGGACCGUCCAGCGCGGGUCGAGCUACUAGAACAGGACGCGGGAGACGCCGGAGGCGACACGUUCCCGUUCACUGUGAUGGGAUCGGUGCCGGUGCCUGCGCCGGACAGGUUGCCGGAUCCCGCACCGGCCGCCGUCCGGGUCACGUUCCCAUGUGGAGUGGUGACGCGCGGUGGACGAUACAUGGUGCGCUUGCAACGGGAGCGGGCCGGCAACCGGACGGCAGCUGAUGAACAGAGUACUGAAGAGGGGCCACAUGCUAACGAGAUUGACAUGGUUGAGCUGGAGGUGAGAUGGCCAGGAGCCAGACUUGGCCUGGAGCCGCCAGCUGUGCCGACCUACCCGGAAGACCAGGUGACAGCCACCGUGCAGUUCGAGGAGACCGCCUGCCAUCCGGCCAUUGGCUCGCUGCUGCCUGAAACAUGGCUGCAACUCAUCUACUGCGGUCACUCCGUACACAGCUGCUCCAACUCCUCUCACAGACAGAUCGUCUACUCGGAACAAAUACGAGGCUACCCACGACUGAGAAUCAUGGAGCUGAAAUGUCAUCUGUUCGGGCUGGCUGGGCAUUACUCACUGGCGCUGCAGCCGAGAAUAGCGGCCAAAGGACUUCCUUUAGCCACCUCCCCCUUGCAUCACACGUUGAAGGCGGAGUGGAGCGAGAAAUUUGUGUUCAACGUGCACGCACGCAGCAUCUUCCCGUGCGACACGCACCAAGGCGGUGUUGCCGUGCUGUUCCAGUACCCACAAUGCAUCCUGGCGGCGGGCGAUCGUGUCCGCGUGUUUGGGCGGUUGCGUGCAGACGUCGCCUCGCUGCAGCCGCCAUCAACGUUGCACUAUGUCGCCGAGCAGCCCGUCACGCGCGGCCAACACGCGUUGCGCUUCGACUGCGAACUGUUCGCCGAAAAGUACGUCGAGUACUGUUUUGUCUACGUCAGCAAAGCGAUCACAGGCGCCGUCAGUGAUGUGCGCAUGGAUUGUGUGCCCACGUUGCCUGUGUUGGAAUCGGAAAGUGGUUCGUGGGGUUCAUGGAGUCCUUGGACACCUUGUACCACUUCUUGCAGUGGAGGGACCAGGAACCGUUAUAGGUUCUGUGACUCGCCGCCUCCUCGAUAUGGAGCCAAGUUUUGUCAGGGCAACUCUCUGGAAACGGAGAAGUGUGGUGUGGCAGUGAGCUGGGACUGCCUGUUCUACCAGGACAGCGGCGGACCGGAAGUGCCGGCCGACAGACCGGAAGUGGUGGCGGAAGUGGGCCCCGGCUGCCGGUGCGGCUGUGUCGUGCAUCUGGGCUCCGUCAAGCCACGUCGCCUCAUCGCCACCUCGUCGCAGAGCUGUCCCGGCAGGACUUUCUGGCUCAUACAGGCGGACAAAACGCACGUGGUUCGACUGUCGCUGGAGCAGUUUCGCCUGCCGUGCACGUCGCAGUGGGUGAAGAUCAGAGACGGCGACUCGCUGUCUUCCAACCUGUUGGCCCAGCUGGCGGGCUUGCCCCUCCUGCCCCACCACGUCGUCUCCACCGGCCCCUGUCUGCUGCUCGAGUUCUUCUCCGACUCAAAAAUGGCCGCCGGCGAAGAGUGCUGGGGCGGCUUUCUUGCGCAUGCACAACAAUUGGAUCCAAACGGUAGCGCUUUCGACGAUCGAGCACUUUCGGUGACAAGCUCGGCUAUUCCGAGUCCCCUGACGAGGCUGGCGGUCGUCCACAUUGCUAUCCUGGUGUUCCUGUCAUUUGUGUUCCUCAUAUCAGCAUGCCUGGGUGCGCAAUACAUCCACCGCUACAGGAAGUAUCAACUAGCGGCUGCAACUGAAGAGCUGGAAACUAUAACUGAUGCGUCAAGUGGAUCAAGAUCGAGUUUAGCUCCUUUAAGAAGCAGAGCUGCGUCCACUUCCACCGUCUUAUCAGAAGUUAUUUCAUUGAAGAGAUUCAAGAGAAGUCCAAAUCACCGUCAUACGCGCCUUAAUGAAGAAAUGGAAAAUGAAGAUGCCUCCUUACAGGAUUCAACUGAUUCACAAAAGGAGGAGGAGAAAGAGAACGAAGAACAUCCAAGAGGGAGUGGAAACUCGAAUGUGAUUCAUCUAUCGGUUAGUCCGAGUUCUACGGAAACAGAGGGCAGACCGACCACACUGGAUGUAACGCAUAAGAAAAUUGCCAGAGAGCAAACACCACGAGUUCAUAGGAAACAUCGCAAAUUCAAAUCUCCUGUGAGUCCAGUGGAUGAAGGGCCCGAGGAAGUGGAGAAUGAUCGAUUCAGUUCGGAGCCCACUCAAGCCCCUUCGUCUUGUUCUUCUGUGCGCAAAUUCGGUAACGGCCUGAGACCAAGCAUUAGUUCGAGUGUAUCUUCAUCACUCACAACUGCUACAUCCUCACCAGUCUCCAGUUUGAGAGGCAUCAAUCCGAAAGAAAGCAAAGAGAAGCGCAACUUGGCACGACUGCUUGCGGGAUCUGAAUUCAGUUUGGGACCAGACACAGACCUUGAGAUGGAUUACUAUGAUUACAAUGUUCAGAAUGCAAGCACUGUUCCCGGUUCAUAUAUAGGCAUGGACCCAGCCUUCUGUGUAUGGAUACCACCAUUCGCACCUGGCCAAUGGGAGAACAGCGAUGACGAAGAGGAAGACAGUCAAGAGGAAGAGGAAGAAGAAGAGGGCGAAAGAGGACAAGUUGACAAGCCACUAUCCAGCACGGAAAUGAAAGAGUUUUCCAGUAGUGAGAAAGUUGAUCAAGUGAGAAGGAAGAAAAAACGGAAAAUUCGAGUGAAAACGACGAAAUUUUUCAGAGAUGGAGAUGACGAAUCAGGAAGUAGAACACCAGUGAACGAGAGGAGUGAGGAAGAGAGGAAUAGUAGUACUAGGGGAUCCAGAAACAAACUCUCCCUGAGUACCAACAGUUUGAGUGCUUCUUAUGACAACAGAGCCGUGGUCUCGAAAACAGGCACCCUAACCUAUAAAAUGGUGGAUAGAAUAGAUCCGGAUUCGCCAGUGAAGGUUCACCAAGCUUACAGUGUGAGAGAGAAGGAGACAAAAGUUGAGAAGUCGCCAAGCAACAGUAGUGAGUAUUUCGAUCUGCUGGAGAAUGCUGAGGAUGGAGACAUCAAGUUCGCUGAUGAAGAUGAUGAUGACGAAAAUGGGCUAGUGGAUAAUAAUGUUUAUAAUAAAAGUAAGAUUGAAAUUGUUACCAGCAACAUUGAGGAGAGGGGGGUGAGGAAACGGACUAAUCUCAAAUGAUAGCAGAAAAAUUGUUAAGGUACAGUAGACAUUAGAAAGCAAGGUAUUGUUCACUAUUAUCCAGUUAUGAUUAUUGUGGUUACCAAUAACUUAUCCAUUUAUAUUUGAAUUUGUAUAAAUCAAGACAUCCUUUAACAAUAUUUUCCUCAAUUGUUUCGUGGGUUCACCAUUUAUUCUGUUGUUCAAGAUGUCUGUAACGAGUAGCAGUGAGGUGAAACCUACAAGUGAAGGUAUCCCAGUUGCCCAAAUGGAAUCCAAACGCAUAUUGUUAUCAAAAUGUAUUCGUUACCGUACUUAUCUAGUCAUCUGUAUUAUUUAAAAGUACUAUUAACAGAAAUAUUGAUGAAUUACUAGUUUAGCGGUGAAUAUUUCUUUGAAUGGUCACUCUUUAAUAAUGUGUUAGGUUACUGAAUCUGGCUACUGAAUCUUUCUCCUCUCUAAAGUUGGUUAUUAUGGGGAUGGUUAUUUGAGUUGAUUGAAAUAGUAUGAAAAUACAGUUCUUCACCAGAGCAUUGUUUUUUAAGCUCAUUUAUUAUCUGAUCUGAGCUGGCCUCGAGCAGCAAACCUUCCAACGGGAGAACUUUAAUUAGCUUAUGUAAUCUGAGCUAUCAGCUAAGCUCUGAAAACUGUUACCAAAUUCUCUGUAUUUAUAGCUCUGACAACUGCUACAAAAUUCUCUGUAUUUAUAAUUGAUUUCAAAUAAUAUUCGUUUAAAAUAAUUCUCAGAUUCUGGUUUUCAAUUGCAUUUUAUUAACUCUUGUUCACAGAUAAAAGAGACUAAUCAGUAAUAAAUAGUCAUAAUAAUAAUAAUUAAUUCAAGAACAUUAAUUAUUUUAUUAAUUUCAGAUGUAAUUUCAAAAGCAAAUAGCCUGUAUGAAAUUGGACUGCCGUUAGUAGUGUUGUUUGAUAUGUAGUGAACUGUACCGUGUUUUCUAAGAACCUUAAUUGAUGUAAAAACUAUGUACAAUAUAGAGUCAAUAUAUUUUGUUAGUAUUAACCCUUCUCACUGGAGUUUUUAGGGAUAGUAAUACAAAUGAGAGCAAAUAUUUGUGCCUUUCUGUGAAUCAUGCACAAUAUCAUACAUGUCAAACAUUCGUUUAAUUUCUUUAAAUUGGUUUUAUCUACACCAGUUUAUAUUAUAUGAUUUGUAAUAAUGUCAUCAUCGGUUUCCCUCAAAUAAAAUCAAUUUUCAAACUUUUUCGUGAGUGGAAAAUGUAUUAAGCUUGAGUGUUACGUCUCUCUAUUUAAAAACUUUCAUAGAUAUGGCAAAUGAUUAUUGAAAGAAAAACGCUUUUUAUAAGAAUUUUCCAGGAUAUUAACGAAUUUCAGUUUGUGGUUCUAAAAACUUGAGUUUUUAAAUCAAUCUGAUAAAUAUAUUCAACUUAUAAAAAUCACUUUAUAUCAUUUUCACAGGUUCAGACUUCAAAAGGGGGAUUCAAGUUUAAGGUUAUUGCAAAUCAUAGGCUAAUUAUUAUUAACCUUGAAGUGAAUAAUUUUCAUAACUGAAACACUAAUUCCAUCAUAUCUUCAAUGAAUAUACGGUAACAUAUGAAUACUAGUGAAAGGGUUAAUAUUUAAGAGCUGUAUCAUAUUUAUAUCAAAGUAAUAUUAGUAAAUAUAAACGAUAAAGUGAAUGUUGUAGUGAAUAUUUUUCAUAAGGAAAGUACUAGGGAUUUGUUAUCAUGAGUAAAGUUAACAAUAUGACACCCCAUAUAAAUAGGUUCCUUUGUAGCUGUUUAUUUGUAUACUGUGAUUUGACAAAGAAAUGUUCUUCAUUUGUCAAAUUGAGGAUGUGCAAUAUUUAUAAAUAGGUACUGUGUUGAAAUGCUUCUGAUUGUGUUGUAAACUGUCUAGUGCUUGCUAGCUUUUGCCCGGAAAAUUGUGGUAAAUACUUCACUAAUACUGUACAAUAUUUUUAAAUUUCAUACUCCCAAGGGAAUUGAAAUUCUUGGUAAAUCUAACGUUUGAAAAGUUUAUUUCUUGCAUUCAUAUUUCAGAUCUUGAUUUAUUAUCACCAGAAGAAUCAAAUUUCCCUACAUUUUUUAAUCAAUGCAUCCUGGAAACACAUAGGUAAUAAAUACACUGAGUGAUAUACUUACACAUUGGAAUGAUAUUCUAUUUAUUAUUUAUUUCUUCGGUAAGAUUCAAUGCUGCUCCACAAUGUAGCAUACCAUAUAAGUCACUUUAAAAUAUUGUAUUAUGAUAAAGUAGUUCAAAACUAAAUCAGUUCCCAUCAUUAGUUAUAUCAUGAAGUCUAAAAAAACAAUUGGAACACAGAAUUUUUCAAAGUUAGUAUUUGAUUGAGUAAUCCUGAAAAUUAAAUAUUCCAAUCACAAAUAACAUAAAUUUGAUCAUUUGACAUCGGACUUAAUAAUUUCAAGUGAAACAUUUUAAAGCGGAUUCAUAAAAUAAUACGGCAGUUGAAAAUGUAUUAUAUGCACUCUAAAAUAAUUAUCAAAUCAAGUUCUCAUGUGACUGAAUGGUUACCAUCAAUUGGACUGAAUAAAUUAAUAAUUUUCUUCGAAUAUUAUCACACUUUGAUUCUUAUUGUGAGUUGAUUUUAGAGCUUCUAUAUUAAGAAUGUUAUUCAUUGAUGUGUUGUUAGAAUACUUUAGUGCACUAUUCUCUUAGUUUUAAGAAUAUAUUCAUUAAUUAAAUAGAAAACUGAUACUUUAAUGUAUUAGGGAAUGUUUUGUUAAACUGUCUUGAAAAAUCAUAAUAUUCAAGUUCUCAAAACACUGAAGGAAUGUUUAAAAAAAAUGAACUUUUCAAGUUAGAUAAAAACCUAUGGUUCAUUCAUAGCACUGCAUUCAUUAUCAUAGGAUAAUCUAAUUGAGAUUUGUUUUAUCUAAUGAAUGUAAUACAAACUUCUGUUACCUUCCCUUUCAAGGCUGAAGUGGGCAUCUAUUACUUAAUACUAUAGCCUAAUUGAGUUGAUUAGACAUAAUGGUUGAAAUAGUCACUAUUCAAGAAAUAAUAAUCCAAUAAUGUUGUAAUUAUCCUGUUAUAGUUCUAUUGUUUGUUCUCACAAGAACUAGUAUACCAAUUAUUAAUACCAGUUGUUUUAUUUACAAUAGUGACAUAAUUCUGUAAUAUUCGACGUUGAUGGUAUGUUACAAAGCCAGACAGGUAUGUAACAAAGUCCGACUACCAGGGUUCAGACAAUGGACUUUGUCCAAAGCAACUGUUCAAUUCACGAAACAUUAAUUUAAGGCAGAAACCGUUCACAUUACUGUCCCUUAUCGUCUAUCGAGAGAUCCACUUAAGCAAUGUAAUGGCAGUAUUUGAUUUGCAUUAGUGUUGCUACCAUUUACAUCGAUGGAAUUUGUAUAAUUAAAGGUGAAUGAAUGAAGAUUCUUUAAUAUUUUUUUAAAGCUCCAACAUUAUUUUAAAAUAUACUCUACUGCAGUCACAUACACAUAGCAAGAUUACCUAUUAUGAGUGUUGUUUCACAACAAAUUUAAUUCACUAGUCACUUCUGAUUCUAAAAGAGCAAUCAGAAAAUGAAAUUUAGAAUCUUAUUUGGAAAAAUACACCAUUUUCUGACAGAAUAUGAAUAUCAUCUCUGAGAAACUGUAAAUAAUAAUAGGAAUUUUGUGAAGAACAUCGCGAUUUUUCAAGGAUUCGGAGAAAUUGCCACUGUUUGUGAAACCUAUUUUGUACAAUUUUAUAGCAUUGAAUAUAGUUCCAACUUUUAUAAAUCUAGUCAUAAAAAUGGAUUUGGUAAUGUAUAAGUGGGAUUGAAAUGAGAAUAAUAAAAGACUAUUAAUUUUAAGUGUUGUUUGAAUAAAUUAUUUCAAUUUGUUUGUGAA
Molecule: messenger RNA, 8118 nt
Organism: Nilaparvata lugens (brown planthopper)
Lineage: Eukaryota; Metazoa; Arthropoda; Insecta; Hemiptera; Delphacidae
Exons: 16
Coding region: 938-4306 (1122 amino acids)
Cellular component (GO): cell periphery
Source: RefSeq, a predicted model, not a curated record